This is a messenger RNA of Vicia villosa (hairy vetch), 1482 nucleotides long. RefSeq names its product protein FLX-like 4. NCBI's taxonomy places the organism in Eukaryota, Viridiplantae, Streptophyta, Magnoliopsida, Fabales, Fabaceae. The transcript has 3 exons. Bases 257 to 1057 code for a protein of 266 amino acids. The record is from RefSeq and is a predicted model, not a curated record.
AAAAGAGGUCGAUCAUCAUCACUGAAAAAGAAAAGGAAAACAUUUUCAUUUUAACAAGAUUUAAACCCUAAAUUAAUAAACAGCAACUCGAAAAAAAAAACGUUUUGUUGCCCCUUGUUGUAUAUCAGAGUCGGACCGAACUCUACUCUCCGGCAACGCACCAAAGAACUCCGUCGUCGAAGAUCAGAGCUCCACUCUGCAUCACCAUUCCUCAAUUAAGGUUUCGAUGUUUGCAUAAUUUCAAGGUUCUUUCACAAUGAGACACAGUCACGGUUCAUAUCCUCCACAACUAUUGGAAAACAAACUCGCUCAUCAAGAAGCCGAAAUCGAGAGAAUCUCCGGCGACAAUCACAGAUUAUCAAUCACACAUAGAGCCUUAAGAGACGCACUCGUUGAUGCUGCACAAGAUGUGCAAAAGAUAAAAUCACACAUUAGAAGCACUCAGACUGAGAGUGAUAUUCAGAUUAGGGUUUUGCUUGAUAAGAUGGCGAAAAUGGAGGUUGAGAUUAGAGGUGGUGAUGUUGUCAAGAAGGAGCUUCAAGAGGCGCAUAUGGAGGCGCAGAGUUUGGCGGCAUCUAGGCAGGAAUUGAGGUCGCAAAUUCAGUUGGCGAGGCAGGAAUUGAAGAUGGUUGUUGGUGAUGUUGAAAGGAUACCUGAUUUGCAGGCUGAAUUUGAGGGGUUAAUGCAAGAGCAUAUAAUGAUUCGUGACACAUUCGACUAUGAAAAGAGCAAAAAUGUCGAGCUAGUAGAUCAAUUGAAAGCGAAAGAGAAGAAAGUAAUAGCCAUGGCAAGAGAAGUUGAAAUGUUACGAUCUGAGAUUUUGAAUGCUGAGAAAAGAAUAAAUGCAUCAAAUAUGUAUGGAGCUGCUCCCCCGGUAGAUGGCAAUGGUCCCUUUCUCGAUCCCUACGGGAGAGCUCAUGGUCAGAUGGCUUUUGGUCAAGUAGGAGAAUCUAUGGUGCCGGUUGGUGGCAGCAAUGGAGUAGCAGUUGUAAAUAGUGCUGAUGGUAGCGGUGCUGGUUGGGCGGGUCAAUAUGAUCCCUCAAUCGCUGGGAGGUGAAGUUUAAUGAUGCUGGUUGGGCGGAUCAAUAUGAUCGUUUCCUGUGUAAAUCUUAGAUUGGAUGGCUUUAUUGAUUGCUCAUUUCCUUAAAACAUAAUAAAAGUUUUGGGAAUUGUUGAAUUGAAAUUGCAAAUGGAGGGGGCUAGAGAUAUGUCUCGCAAACAACUUACUGCAGGCGAAGUUGUAAGACUUGCAAGCAUAUCCAUGUAGCAGUGAGCAAAUCAUGGCAUUGUUAUCUAUUUAAGUUUUUAACCUGGAGGAAGAAACUUUCUUAUAAAACAAUGCUUAGGAUCUAAUAUCCAUUCGAUGAGACUGUUUGCAAACAAGUAAACUCAAUUAAAUUUUUUCCAAUGUUUUCGUAAUAAUGCUGUUAAAUCUUUUUGCCAACUCGAGUUAAAUUUUCCAUUCAGCAAUUGUAGAGGUCU